AUGGCCAGGCCCCCUAUGCAUACCGCCCCCGUGCUGCUCCUGGCCCUCCUGGUGCUCCUGGAGCUGAGCCUCGCAGGCUCCCUGGCACCUGGCACUCCCGCCCGGAACCUCCCUGAGAAUCACAUCAACCUUCCUCGCCCAGCGCUCUGGAAACCUCAGACUGGCCACCACCGCAGGCGGGGCCUGGGCAAGAAGGCACGGGGCCCAGGCAUGCCCGGCCAGGCCCAAGAUGGGGCUGUGGUCACUGCUUCCAGGCAGACCUCCAGGCUUCCUGAGGCAGGGGGCCUGCUGUCUGGACAGAGUCCUGCCGGCCUGUUGCGGGGCAAGGAUCUGCUCCUGGGGCUGGCGCUGCCCUACCCUGAGAAGGAGAACCGGUCUCCAGGGUUGGAGAGGACGAAGAAACACGGCAGGGAGCACAAGAGGCGCAGGGACAGGUUGAAGCUGCACAGAGGCCGAGCCUUGGUCCGAGGUCCCAGCUCUCUGAUGAAGAGGGUGGAAUUCUCCGAAGACCAGGUGCAGGAUGCUGUGAUGGAGGAGUCUUCCACCAGCCUGGCCCCCACCAUGUUCUUCCUGACCACCUUGGAGGCAGCACCUGCCACAGAAGAGUCCUUGAUCCUGCCUGUCACAUCUCUGCGGCCCCAGCAAGUACAGCCCAGGCCAGAUGGGGAGGUGAUGCCCACACUGGAUAUGACUUUGUUUGACUGGACAGAUUAUGAAGACCUAAAACCCGAGGUCUGGCCCUCUGCAAAGAAGAAAGAGAAACACCGGGGUAAACUCUCCAGUGAUGGUAAUGAAACAUCACCAGCUGAAGGGGAGCCAUGCCACCAUCACCAAGACUGCCUGCCAGGGAGCUGCUGUGACCUGCGAGACCAUCUAUGCACACCCCACAACCGAGGGCUCAACAACAAAUGCUUCGAUGACUGCAUGUGCACGGAAGGGCUGCGCUGUUAUGCCAAAUUCCACCGGAACCGGAGGGUCACGCGGAGGAAGGGACGCUGCGUAGAGCCGGAGACAGCCAACGGCGACCAGGGAUCCUUCAUCAAUGUCUAG
This is a messenger RNA of Orycteropus afer afer, 1050 nucleotides long. It is a transcript of the gene DRAXIN, whose product is annotated as dorsal inhibitory axon guidance protein. NCBI's taxonomy places the organism in Eukaryota, Metazoa, Chordata, Mammalia, Tubulidentata, Orycteropodidae. Gene Ontology annotation, cellular component: extracellular region. Gene Ontology annotation, biological process: Wnt signaling pathway; axon guidance. The transcript has 7 exons. The coding region runs from base 1 to 1050 and encodes 349 amino acids. The record is from RefSeq and is a predicted model, not a curated record.